Molecule: messenger RNA, 710 nt
Organism: Trypanosoma cruzi
Lineage: Eukaryota; Euglenozoa; Kinetoplastea; Trypanosomatida; Trypanosomatidae
Exons: 1
Biological process (GO): axonemal dynein complex assembly; motile cilium assembly
Source: RefSeq, a predicted model, not a curated record
AUGAGCUACAAGUACCUCCACGACGGUAAGGAACAUUUUAUUAAUGGAGUUGGCACCGAAUUGGCGUGGGGCUGGUCCCCUGCUAUUGACUUUACGGAGAUUUUGGAGCGGCGAGAGAAACACGCAACUGAUGACACCGAAUAUGUUGCUGAGGAGACCAAAGAAGAGCCAGAAGAAGGCAAAACAACGAAUGGGGAUAAUGUAAAAAAGGACAGAAAAUUUGAUCUGGAUAUUGAUGCCAUGAUUGCGGCGAUACAACAACGCAUACCGAAAGAGAAGAAAGAUGAAGGCAGUAGAGACGUUGUGCGUGUUCUCCUCUGUGGGGCAUGUGAUAUUAGACACAUAUUCCGCACGCUUUCGAGUCUACAAGUCAAGUCAAAAAUGGCCGCACAACCGCCUCCCGUCUAUCAUUUCUUCAUUUACGAGCCCAAUCUGCGGAUACAUUGCCGUUACCUUUUUUUUUUACAGUGGCUGCUAGAUAGCAUGUUUUCCCUGGAUGAGCUGGAGGAGCAAGUGCUGAUGUUUUUGGAUGUCUUUGGAAACGCCCUGACUCGCGACAUCACCUCUGCACAGAGUCGAAGUGUGUCCCAGCGACUGUUACGUGUGCUUAGAAACGAGGAGGGUGAACUUGCCCGGCUUGUCUCAUUCACGGAGAUGAAGUCCAAGGAACGUGAUUUUGUGGAGGAGCAAAUUGUGCAUUGGGCCUUUGA